GGCGCGUGCGGCUGGCGGAACCGGAAUGGUUGCAUCAGCUGGCCUGCGCGGGCCUGCUGGCGGGGCCGCUGCCCGAGGCCCAUCAGCCGCCGCAGCUGCUGCUGGGGCCGCAGCAGCCGCCCGCUCGCGUAGCCCUGCCGCCCCCGGCUGCUGCUGGUGUUUCUGGGGCCGGCGACCGGGAGCCGCUGCUGCUGGCGGGGUUUGUGUUUGGGUUUAGCAGCCGAUGGAAGAGGGACCCCGGCUUGGCGGUGCUGGUCUCGGAGCUGGGUGGCCGGGUGCUGGCGGAGGAGGAGGAGGUCCGGCGAGGCGAGGCGGCCGGAGUGGUGGUGGUAACAGAGGAGGAAGAGGAGGGGAUGGAGCAGGGCAGCGGCAGCCGGCGUGCGCUGCAUGCACAGCAGUUGCUGAUGAGCAUUCUCACGGCGGCUAAUGCGGCGGCGGUUCGCGGCUUGCUGGAGUCGGUGCGCAGCCGCGUGGCGGGGGCUGCAGGGAGCGCGCAACCAGCUGACUCGGACAUGACGCAAGCGGCCGAC
Astrephomene gubernaculifera is the source of this 530-nucleotide messenger RNA. NCBI's taxonomy places the organism in Eukaryota, Viridiplantae, Chlorophyta, Chlorophyceae, Chlamydomonadales, Astrephomenaceae. The record is from the annotation of a GenBank genome assembly.